GCCCCGCGACGCGCCGGCAGCUGGCGCAGCCCUUCGCUCGGCCGGCCUCCCCGUCCCCGGGUACGCGCACUGGUUCCGCCAUGGAAUCCAACAAGGAUGAAGCCGAGCGCUGUAUCAGCAUCGCCCUCAAAGCCAUCCAGAGCAAUCAGCCCGACCGAGCGCUCCGCUUCCUGGAGAAGGCGCAGCGGCUGUACCCGACGCCGCGGGUUCGCGCACUGAUCGAGUCCCUCAACCAGAAACCGCAGCCCGCCGGUGACCAGCCCCAACCCACAGACACGACCCAUGCAACUCGCAGGAAAGCAAGUGGGCCUGAGGCCCCCUCGGCCAACGGGGAGGCUGGAGGUGGAGAGAGCACCAAAGGCUACACUGCAGAACAAGUAGCAGCCGUGAAAAGGGUCAAGCAGUGUAAAGAUUACUACGAGAUCCUGGGGGUGAGCAGAGGGGCUUCAGACGAGGACCUGAAGAAGGCCUACCGCAAACUGGCCCUCAAAUUCCACCCAGACAAGAACCACGCGCCUGGCGCCACUGAGGCUUUCAAAGCCAUUGGCACGGCCUAUGCGGUACUUAGCAACCCCGAGAAGAGGAAGCAGUAUGACCAGUUUGGUGAUGACAAGAGCCAGGCGGCCCGGCACGGCCACGGGCACGGGGACUUCCAUCGCGGCUUUGAGGCCGACAUCUCUCCUGAGGACCUCUUCAACAUGUUUUUUGGUGGUGGUUUCCCUUCUAGUAACGUCCAUGUCUACAGCAACGGCCGCAUGCGCUAUACCUACCAGCAAAGGCAGGACCACAGAGAGAACCAGGGUGAUGGCGGGCUGGGGGUCUUUGUCCAGUUGCUGCCCAUCCUCGUCCUGAUCCUCGUGUCAGCUCUCAGCCAGCUCAUGGUCUCCAGUCCACCCUACAGCCUGAGCCCGAGGCCGUCGGUGGGUCAUGUCCACAGGCGAGUCACUGACCACCUGAAAGUCAUCUACUACGUGGCAGACUCCUUCUCCGAGGAGUACACAGGCUCCAGCCUCAAAACAGUGGAACGGAACGUGGAAGAUGAUUAUAUUGCCAACCUCCGAAACAACUGCUGGAAGGAGAAGCAGCAAAAGGAAGGCUUGCUGUACCGGGCCCGCUACUUCGGCGACACAGACAUGUACCACAAAGCACAGAAGAUGGGCACCCCAAGCUGUAACCGACUGUCAGAGGUGCAGGCCUCCCUGCAUGGAUAGUCCUGGGCAGCUACGCCACCGAGGUCCAAACUAUGAAAUCCCUGGAGAAUUUUUGGUGACAUGCACUGAGCCAAGGUGAUGGACUGUAUAUUUAAGGAAAGACAUAAAAAGACAAAAAAAAUUAAAGUGGAGUCGGAGGCCGAACACGGCACAACUGCCCUCUCUCUCCCUGAGUAAAUGCAGACCAUUCUUAGGACUAGGACAGACAGGAAGGCCUGCCACGGGGCUGCUUCCCUUCCUCCCAGUGCUGGCAAGGCCCCAGCUCCACAGCGCUCUCUCCUAGGAUACAGAAACCAUGGCAACGAAAGUAGAAUAUAAAACUUGCAGCAAAUGGCUGGGGGAGGGGGCGGUCACUGCCUUUCUUCCCCCUCCCAGGAGUCACUGUCACCUCUCAGUAGAAGCUUGUCGGAGGCGUUGGCCAAGGAUAGAGGGAGGAAAGAAGCCUCUCCUUAGAAUGUAAUUUAUAGAUGCACGUAUAUGUAUAUAUAUAUAUCUAUUUAUAUGUAAAUAGGCAUAUAUAAAGAUAUAUAUAUAGUCUACUUUUUAAACUACGCAGGGAUUUGGUUUAGCAGAUUUCUUCCCUGUUUUAGAAAGCUAGGCCUGUUUGGGGACGGCAGCCUGAUCCGUCAGAAGUCCAACUUAGCCAUAGCUGACAGCCUGAGAAGUCAGGUCAUAAAACAUUUCCCCAGCCUGUUUUCGAAGGCAGUAGUAAUCAUGAUAGUAUAAAUUCAAUGGAAACUUUGAAGGUUACCGGGUUUACAGUCAGGCUGGAGAGGAGCAGGCUGUCGGGGGGGGCGGGGAAGGUGCCCCUGGGGGCAGGUACCAGCUCAGUAUUGGGUCACAGUAGACGCCACAGACAGGACCUGCUGGGGUGAGAGAGCUCACCUCAAGCUGCUCCUCCCCUUUGGCAAGCUCAGGUGGGCUUCUUUGCCCUGGGUUCCAGGAGCCCUCCAAGACAAUGCUAGCAGAGAACGGCAGGGCCCGGAGAGGGAGAGCAGGCCCUGCCCGGCCGCCUCUCCCACCUCUAGUCCCUAAGUGGGUUUUGCCUUAUUGGUGCCCCAGGGCACAAAUCCGUGUUGCCACUGAUUUCUCCUGAGUCUGUACCAGGGACUCCGGAAGACUGUUCCUCCACAGAUCAGCUAGGUGACACCCAGGACCCCAGGGCCUCAGCCGGACUCCUUCCUGAAGAAAAGUCAUGCCUGUGGCCACCAGGGUCUUCACCUCCGUGGCUAUGGCUCCACCAGGGCCUUCUCGUGCACUUUGGAUGAAGGAUAUACCUGGACCAGAAUGGUUUUCUUAUUCUCACCUCCAAAUGAGGAUUUUUCUCAAAAUAGCAGCUGCUGCCAGGAAAAGGGAGGGAGGUUUUAUUUAUCCCCACAGUUUGUACUGGGCCUUUUGGAAUUUCAAUUUUUCUCGAAUUUUCCUUUGGCGGUGGGUGUGUCGUUGAGCCUGCCAUCUUCCAAAGCCUUACUUCCCCAAGCUGCCGGCCAGGAGAUAAAUAUCCUCUCAAUUUCUCUUGGCUUUUUUUUUUUUUUAAUCUCCAACAAAUAGGAUUCUUGAUGGGAAAAGGAAGCUUGGUAAGAAAAUGUCAAAUCUGUUGUUUAAACAAGGUCCUGUGCUGUGAUGAGGCGGCCCCUGUGGCCCCGAGAGCUGAUGAGAACUGGAAGAGGCAUGAAUACCGCCUGCGGUGGCCCUGGUGCUCUGCCCGCACCACUGCGACUGGCUGGUCUUGGUAAAUGUCCCUGGAUGGGCUGAGCCAUGUGCAAUAAGAACACAGAUCCCAAUGGAUCCCCUGAAAAGCUGUAUUUCUUCAAUUAGAAUUCUGAAAUUGUACAUCUAUAAAUAUAUGUUUAUUAUGUGA
Molecule: messenger RNA, 3072 nt
Organism: Loxodonta africana (African savanna elephant)
Lineage: Eukaryota; Metazoa; Chordata; Mammalia; Proboscidea; Elephantidae
Gene: DNAJB12
Product: DnaJ heat shock protein family (Hsp40) member B12
Exons: 9
Coding region: 81-1211 (376 amino acids)
Biological process (GO): cellular response to misfolded protein
Cellular component (GO): endoplasmic reticulum membrane
Molecular function (GO): Hsp70 protein binding
Source: RefSeq, a predicted model, not a curated record